Molecule: messenger RNA, 10208 nt
Organism: Anguilla rostrata (American eel)
Lineage: Eukaryota; Metazoa; Chordata; Actinopteri; Anguilliformes; Anguillidae
Gene: fhod3b
Product: formin homology 2 domain containing 3b
Exons: 29
Coding region: 446-5665 (1739 amino acids)
Biological process (GO): sarcomere organization; cortical actin cytoskeleton organization; cardiac myofibril assembly
Cellular component (GO): cytoskeleton; cytoplasm
Molecular function (GO): actin filament binding
Source: RefSeq, a predicted model, not a curated record
GAGUCCCGAUUCCCUCUCGAGUUACUCUGUAGACGCCGAGACUGGCAGUCAGCUCCCGGCUACAGUCUGUCUCAGCACCUUGCCUGCUCCUAAUGUCCUUGGCACCACCGUCCUUCACGACUGAACAACGUUGCGACUAAAUACCCAGUAAGGCAAGAAAGGAUAAAUAAAAUAGAUAAAACGGUAAAAAGACGAAGGAAUCCUGGAUCCCAGAUGCCAUUUUACAAUUAGCCUAUCCAUGAUUUAUUUCUGUAGUUGUCUGCGAAGCCAGCGCAGGAACGGGUCGAGAGGAUAAGCCAGACUGACGAGGAACUGCUUAACUUUGCAACCUGCUGUUAGGUUGUUGUUGGUUACACAAGGGACAGCGAUAAGCGACACCAUUGCGGAGAUACCUGGUCAUUAAACCUCCUUGCCUUUAAAAAAAUUCUUCUUGCAUGGAUACAUCAUGGCUACGUUUGUAUGCAGGGUUCAGUUCCUAGAUGAUACCGAUCCAUUCAACAGCACCAAUUUCCCCGAACCGACGAGACCACCUCUCUACACAUUCAGAGAAGAUAUUCCGCUCAUAAACCAGAUUGCCGGAGUCCAUAGGCAGCUCAAAGCCCCUCAUAAGCUUGAUGACUGUGCCCUGCAGCUGUCUCACAAUGGGACCUACCUGGACCUGGAGUCUACGCUGGCAGAGCAGCGGGACGAGCUCGAGGGCUUUCAGGAAGACGGCGGGCGGGGGAAGAAACACAGCAUCGUUCUGCGUACUCAGUUGUCUGUCAGAGUCCACGCCUGCAUCGAGAAACUCUACAACUCAAAUGGACGAGAGUUAAGGAGAGCCCUGUUUUCUCUGAAGCAGAUUUUUCAGGAUGACAAGGACCUCGUCCAUGAGUUUGUUGUGGCGGAGGGACUGACAUGCUUGAUAAAGGUGGGAGCUGAGGCCGAUCAGAACUACCAGAACUACAUCCUCAGAGCGCUGGGACAGAUCAUGCUGUACGUGGAUGGGAUGAAUGGAGUCAUAGGUCACAACGAGACCAUCCAGUGGCUUUACACGCUGAUCGGAUCCAAGUUCCGCCUGGUGGUGAAGACGGCCCUGAAGUUGCUGCUGGUGUUUGUGGAGUACACGGAGCGAAACGCCACCCUGCUGAUCGAGGCCAUCAACGCCGUGGACACCAAGAGGAAGUGCAAGCUGUGGUCAAAUGCCAUGGAGAUUCUGGAUGAGAAGGACGGAGUGGACACAGAGCUGCUGGUGUAUGCGAUGACCCUCAUCAAUAAGACUCUGGCCGGGCUACCAGAUCAGGACUCCUUCUAUGAUGUGGUGGACUGCCUGGAAGAGCAGGGGAUUGAGGGUCUAGCUCAGAGACAUCUGAACAGGAAGGGGACAGACUUGGACCUGGUGGAGCAGUUCAACAUGUAUGAGAUGACCCUGAGGCACGAGGAUGGCGAUGACGACAGCCAGCCGCCCGCGGGGUGCAAAGAGCGCCGCCGCGCCAGCCUGGGGGGCAGCAGCGAGAAGCGGGGCCUGGAGAGGAGGCGCAGCAGGAGGCACUCCCUCCAGAAAGAGAGGGGCAGCACCUCCGCCCCAGCCUCCCCCAGCAGCCCGCACUGCCAGGGCCCCUCGGGAAGCAUCCUGCCCUUUGCCGGGCACAGGAUGGAGGACGUGAGCGAGAGAGAGGAAUAUGAGGAGGAGGAGGAGGAGGAGGGUGAGGAGGAGGAGGAGGAAGAAGAAGAGCAGCCAAUCACAGAAACCAGUACUAAGGAGGAGUCCCGUAGACAGGGCACACCCAGUGGGGGAGAGCACACGCCUCCCUCAGCAGACGUAGAGAAAGCUGGUAGCUUGUGCUUGCCCUGUAAGUGUGUAGUCACUGUCAUCCCAAAUGCCACUGCUGUCGAGGAAGCAGAGGAAAGUGGGCCGGAGGACUCUCCCUCCAGAACAUCCAUGUGCACUCUUUCUCCCGAUUCUGCCCUCCGCCCCACUUCCCCACAGCCCUCUGUCCUGGCCUCCCUGCUGGCCCAGAGGAAGUCCUCUGUCACUGUCCCCGCCUCCACAGUCCCCUCCCCCUGCUCUCGCGGCUCCUCCUCCAGGGGCUCAUCUGUAAUCACCACCCCCUCCACCUCCCCCACUGUGGAGCGCCUGCCCUACCUCCCCCACUCCCCCUUCCACCUCUUCUCCUAUGACUUCGACGAGGACGAGGCCCCUGCUCGGGAGGGCGAGAAGGGCGAGGCAGGCGAGAGGGGCUGCAGUCAGGCAGAUGCAUCUUACUCAAACAGCUCCUACGCUCCGUAUUCACCCCGAAUGUCUCGUACCUCCGGCAGGAAUGGUGGAUUGGGGAGCCCAUAUCCUGGAAGGUCCUAUGCCACACUCAGUGCCCCCUCCACUCCUUCCAAUCGCUACGCCAACGCAGUCUCGCCUUCAACAGAGCCAAAGACAGACCGGCCUGCUCUGGGGGGCUUGUUGACGUCCUCGUACCGGCAGCACCAAGAGUCUCUGGCAGCGGAGCGGGAGAGGCGGCGUUUGGAGAGAGAAGAGCGGCUGCUGAAGAUCGAGCGUGAGGAGAGGAACCGAUUCAACCGGGACUAUGUGGACAAAAGGGAAGAGGCCAGACAGGCCAGAGAGGAGAGGUACAAGAAUGUGGAGAAGCUGGCAGCAGAGGAGUAUGAGAAGGAGCGCACGCGACUGGCGCCGAGAGGACGCAGCGAACUGACCCUGAGCCUGAGUCUGCAUCCAACCAGCUCCUCAUCGUCCCGUUGUGCCACCCCGUCCUCCGUGGAGUCCCAGGAGGACUCCGCUUCUCGUUUACCCUCGACAAGAGCAGUCGUCAGUGAACCAGAGCCAGAGCCAGAGUCAGAGUCAGAUUUCAGACCCGCAACCAGCCCAGAGCCAGACCUGACAGAACCGGAAGCUUCUACAGAGCCAGAGGAGGAACAGGGUCCAGAAGAGGAAGUGGAAGAGGAACCGGAAGAGGAAGUAGCUCAGCUCAAGCCUGAACAGGAAGCAGAGGAAGGUGAUAGGACUGUUGUAGAACAGGAGGAAGACCGUGGAGAGGAAAAGGAGAGGUUGGAAGUUGAGGUGGAGGAAGUGGUGGAGCCAGAGCCAGAGCCGGAGGUGGAGGUGGAGGUGGAGGUGGAACAAGAGCAGACACCAGAGCGGGAAAGUGAGGACCAUGCCAUUUUGAGUGAAAAGGAGCGGCAAAAUGAGGAGGUGAAUGAAAAAGACAAUUGCUCCGCCUCCAGCAUCUCCUCAGCUAGCAGCACUUUGGAGCGGGAGGAGAGGGAGGAGAAACUUACUAGUGACAAUGAGACAGGCCAGUGGGCACAGUGCAUUAAAGAUGUGGACGUGAAUGAACAGUGCAGCAAGAUCCUCAACAGCAAACUCUUCAUGCUGGACAUGCUGUACGCCCAAAACAAGAAGCCUGAGGAGAACGAGGAGGGAGAGGAGGAAGAGGGUGAAAAGGACAAAGAGGAGAAGGACUGUGAGGACCAGGACCCCUCAGUGACCAGCCUGGCCAGCAGGAUCUCCACUCUGGAGGCCAGCCGCCUGGCUUCGGAGGACAACGUCAGGAAGAUGGACAUGGGCCACCUGGAUAACCAGGGCAGCGUCCGAGCCUUUGCAGAGAAGUUUGGGGACCUGGUGAAGGGCCUGGUGUCGCCGCCCGAGAGCGAGUCGCAGGAGAAGCAGCCGGAGAAGGCCGUGCCCGCCUCAACGCCAAUGCCGCCCAAGAAGGAGUCGGACUACAUCUGGGACCAGCUGAUGGCCAGCCCCCGGGAGCUCCGCAUCAAAGACAUGGACUUCACUGACCUGGUGGACGAAGACGACCUGGACAUCCUGGAUAUCGGCAGUGUGAUGGGUUCAGGGGAACUGAUCCCGCCUCCGCCCCCUCCCCCCUGCAUCUCUGCCCUGCCCCCGCCCCCGCCUCUUUUUGGGUGCCCCCCACCUCCUCCGAUCCCCGGCAUGCCGCCUCCCCCCCCCUUCAUUGCGCCGGCCCCUCCCAUGCAGCCCCCGCUAGGGUCCCCGCAGCUUAGCCGAGGGGAGCCCCCACUCUUCCAGAAGAAGAAGAAGACUAUACGACUUUUCUGGAAUGAGGUUCGGCCCGUGGACUGGCAGUAUCGGAACCACAAACACUGCCAGGAGUCUCUAUGGUCCAAACUGGAACCAAUCAAAUUGGACACGUCCAAACUGGAGCACCUCUUUGAAACCAAAUCCAAAGAGCUUCCAGUCACCAAGAAAACGGCGGCGGAUGGGAAACGUCAGGAGAUCAUUGUGCUGGACUCCAAGAGGAGCAACGCCAUCAACAUCGGCCUGACCGUCCUCCCCCCGCCCCGCACCAUCAAGACCGCCAUCCUCAACUUUGACGAGUACGCGUUAAACAAGGAAGGCAUUGAGAAAAUCCUGACAAUGAUUCCCACUGAAGAGGAAAAGCAGAAAAUCCAGGAGGCCCAGCUGGCCAAUCCAGAUGUCCCACUGGGCAGUGCCGAGCAGUUCCUCCUCACGCUGUCCUCCAUCAGCGAGCUCUCUGCUCGUCUGCAGCUCUGGGCCUUCAAGAUGGACUAUGAAGUCAUGGAAAAGGAAGUGGCUGAGCCAUUGCAGGACCUGAAGGAAGGGAUGGAUCAGCUAGAGAGGAACAAAACUCUCAGAUAUAUCCUGUCCACACUGCUGGCCAUUGGCAACUUUCUCAAUGGCUCAAAUGCUAAGGGUUUUGAGCUUAGCUACCUGGAGAAGGUUCCAGAGGUGAAGGAUACGGUGCACAAGCAGUCUUUGCUGCACCACGCUUGCACAAUCGUGGUGGAAAAGUUCCCUGACAGCUCAGACCUCUACUCGGAAAUCGGGGCUAUCACUCGCUCUGCCAAGGUGGAUUUCGAUCAGCUGCAGGAGAAUCUGUGCCAGAUGGAGCGCCGCUGCAAAGCAUCAUGGGACCACCUGAAGGUCAUCGCCAAGCACGAGAUGAAGCCAGUGCUCAAGCAGAAGAUGUCAGAGUUCCUGAAGGACUGCGCGGAGAGAAUUAUCAUUCUCAAGAUCGUGCACCGCAGGAUAAUGAACAGGUUCCAUGCCUUCCUGCUGUUCUUGGGCCACCCCGCCUAUGGCAUACGGGAGGUUAGCGUCCACCGGUUCAGCAAGAUCGUGAGCGAGUUCGCCCUGGAGUACCGCACCACGCGCGACCGCGUGCUGCAGCAGAAGCAGAAGAGGGCCAAUCACCGCGAGCGGAACAAGACCAGGGGGAAGAUGAUCACGGACACGGAUGAUGAAGAGGACGGUGAGAGCGGAAAGUUCGGCAGUACGCCCGCAGCGGAGCAGGAUGGCCAGACGCAAGGCCUGCAGUACGCUGAGGAUGCAGCAGAGCACGAGAACAUGAAGGCUGUGCUCAAGAGCAGCCUCCAGGGCGGCGACAGUGGGGCCUCCGUCGUACCCGGGCUGCGCACGCGCACCAGAGCUAGUCGAGGUCGCCUGGGCUUGUGGGCGUCAGUGAACGACGAAUCACCUAAUGCCACGGACGACGCCGCCGACGAGAUCAUGGAGCGCAUCGUGAAGUCCGCCACGCAGGGCCCGAGCCAGCGCACCCAGCCACGCGAGAGGAAGAGGUCCCGUGCCAACCGCAAAUCACUGAGGAGAACACUGAAGAGCGGGCUGACGCCUGAGGAGGCCCAGGCCCUGGGUCUGGCCAGCGGCUCUGAGAUGCAGGUGUGAGAGAGAAAUGGGUCCAGCAGCACACAGAAGCACCUGGAAUCCCCUGCCUCCUCCCUGUACCCCCUCUUCACUCUCUGUGCCCCUCACGAGUAUUCCGCCCUUUCCCUAAAGCCACACCCCCCCCCAGACUGCCCCUCCCACCCACCUUUAUGCCAUACCUUCACGCUUUUGUGUCACUGUGGCUGAAUAUGGUGUGGUUGUCAUUUUAUUUCUCCAUUUUGUGUGGGAGAAAUGCACAGUUUGUCAAGAAGAGAAGAAGGAUAGUGGAUUUAACCCUGGAUGGAGGGUGUGGAUGGAGUUUAUGGGUCAUAAAAUGUAUUAAUGGGGUGACAGUGUGCAAAAAGACAUUUGAAAACUUUGCAAUGAUUUAGCUGAACGAUGCCCUUAUCAAGAGCAACUUAACAAGCUUACAAUCUUGCUAAUUGAGUAACCCACUUGUAUAGCUGGAUUUACAUUGGAGGGAUUUGCAGAAGAUGCUUUGCUUAAGAGUACAAUUGCUUCAACUCAGGAUUCAAAUGCGAUCCCCAGGUCCACAGUCCAGUGUACUGAUCUCUGUAUUACUUUUGAAUCUAGAAAUAUGUGACCCACACUCCCUUAGGUAUCAGCUGAAUCAGGAGGGUAUGAAAUGUAUUUUUUACAGUAGUGAUGUGUGGUCCUCCAGGUAACAAUUACAGUUUUAAAGUGCUUUUACUUGCACUGCCUCAAUAUUUACAUAGGGAUUAGGGAGAAUAGAAUCGUCAGUCACAUCUGUUGAAGCCAUUUUACAUUAUUUAUUACACCUUUGCAUCUGAAGAAUCAUAAAUUGUGACCCUUUUGGCCCUGAAGAUAAUCUCAGUUGGAAAUAGCCUUGUCCUGGGUUUGUAAUGUUCCUCUGUAUGGUGUUUGUGUAAACAGUAGUGGUUUACCUGCCCUGAAUGCACAUGUGGGAUUGGACGGGGAUAUGAUGAAGAGGGCAAAAACAAGCCUAUUAAUAUUAGUCUUGGCAGGAUUAAAUUGUUUUUAAUUUGAUAGUUAGCAAUGGCACCACUCCUCAGCUUCCCCUUCAGUCAGGGGGAUUCCCACAGCCUACCUGGACAAGUCUUCUUCCACCUCAGUGUCUGUGUGAGUUUUACUGGUGGAAGACAGUGAAAAAUAGCAGCAGUUGACAUGCGUGCUUGUCUUUGCUUUCCUGAUUUGGCAGAGGAGGUCGCAGUGAGCAUGCUCAGUGAGCAUGAGCACAAUUACAAUUAUCUGGGCAUUCCAAACUGGGAAAAGGUGGAGGUCAAAUAUUUUCUUUUCCUUUUCUAAAGUCCUUUAUUAAAUGAAAACUAAAUUCUCAUUUUUUACUAGAUUUUCACUUUAUGAAAUUUCACUACAUUGUGCAAAAUUUGUAAAAGAUUCAGGGGAAAAUUACUUGAUUUUUGACUAUUUUAAUGUAUUAGUCCAACAGAAUGAUUAGCUAAUGUUUAGCUAACACAACUUCUGCUUAGUGUGCAAUAAUAAAUCAACAGUUGCUGCAGUUUACUGAAUACACAUUAAAGAAUCAAAUUGGAAACAUAUGUAAUGCAAGGAGGAAAAAAGGAAUGAGAUAAAAAUGUCUCAAAACCCCCACCUCACUCUUCAUUUCACUAGCCAAACACCCCCCCCCCCCCCCCCACCAGCAUAGACAUUCAAAAAUAGAAUGUUUUCAGCUUCUCAGUUUCAUGGAUGUUUUAUCCAAAUGUGAAAGUGAGCCGUGAAAUGUUUAACCUCGAGGAGUUUGGUACAGAACAAUGGAACAUGAUUCCAUGUGUUUGGUCUUCAAACUGUUAUGUUUAUCAGUGGCUAUUUUUGCUCCACCAAGCAGUGUAAGAUUUGUGAAAACAGCAUCUAUGACUGCUUACAUUGAUACAUUGAGUCCUGCCAAGGCUAAAUCUGUUUUUAGAGUUUUCUAUUUGUAUAGAGGUUUCCCCGGUAAUUUCUAAUUAGUUUGUCCAAAAUUAAGCACAGAGCCAACCUUGGGAUGUCUUUUUAGGACACCCUGCUGGAAAGCAUUGCAAAGAGAAAGUGUUGAAUGGAAGCUGAGGGCUGAAAAGAGGCCUUGAAUUUCAAAAGAAACACUGAGUAUGAGGGCAGGAAAGAAGGGCCAUUUUAAUGUUCUUUGGGUUUUUUUUGUUUUUUUUUGUUUUUUGCGCCCCCCCCACCCCCACCCCAAGCCCAGCCACAUGCACACGUACACCCAGCACCUCCCCAGGUUAUGUCCUGCGCUGGUGGAAGGCUUUAGACCAGAGCAAAAAGCACAAAUAUGUCUACGUUGAAGUGUUAACUGGGAAGGUCAGAUAUGUGGGUCAGCAGUGUAACGUACUGCACGGAUGGUGUAAUUCACAUAAUUAAGAUUACAAACAGACACAACACCCCAAUCAGCAGUAGUGACACCCCCUUUAAACUGUAGGCAAAAAAAACAGAAAUCCUACAUGCUGUACCACUUACACUUUAGAUUGUACUCUAGAGACUUCAACAGAUGCCUCAUAUUUCUAUAAGCGCACUCUGCUUAUGUCAGAUGUCAUCAGACUGAUUACUGACAGAAAGGCUUACAAUACUGGGCAUAUAAGUGUUCCACCUGCAGUCUGUCCCUGUCAUAACAGUGUGUGUAACAGUGAUACAUUGCUUUGUCCUCUUUUAACGUAUGUUGAUGUCCACAUUUUUUCCAGCAUUUUGUUCUUUCAGUUCUAUUUUGUUGUAGACACUCUGGCUCGGAGUUGUGCUGUCUUGCAUCAGGGUAAGAUAUCAUGAGCUGAUUACAUCUGUGCACAGAAUAUCGGGUUCCUCAAACCAUGUGAAUGGUGUCAUUAUUUUGAUCAUGUGAUUAAACACUCAGUUACAUGACAGCCAGUCAGAGAGAGGCGUGGGAGGAGGCAGACAGAACGGUGCACAAUCGGACCACUGUAUACAUCUGGGUUACGACCAUUGUCUUUGAUGCUGCAAACAAGAUGAUUGACCACUUCACCCCUCUGAAAGCUGUGAAGUCACAGCCCAUUGUGGAUAGCAGUGAUGCUAAGCAAAGAGAUGGGAUUUGUGGCCUUCGUUUAGCGGAGGGGCCAAAGGUCAGAUCAACAUUGGGCCCAAGAACUUUGACUCAGUGAGGUGUUGGGAUUGGAGAGCAGAAAAUUGGGGAUAAAUAUUAGCUCCUCCCACUGUGUGGAAGUGAUAGAAAAAUCUUGAGUAUUUAAACAACAUCAGGAGAAUUUACAAAAACUGUUUUGCUGUUUGUUUGUUUUUUAAUAGAAACUAAUUUGAAGGGCUUUAGAUGACCGAGUGCCUUUCUCUAUUUAUUCAGCCAUGUUCAGGGAGAAAUUUAAGUGGAUGUAAUCUUCUGUAAUGUAAGGGCUGGCUGAGAUCUGGGUGGCUCAUAAAUAGCAAGCUCCCAGAAUCAGACAGUCAGAAAACCAGACUUCAACAGGUCAUUCAACCGCUGUGAGUUUUAUCUUUUUUCCUUUUCUAACUCCACAGAGUUAAAAGUAUUCUGCUACAUUGUUUUUCUAGUGAUGGUAAAGGAACUAAAUCUCAAAUUAGCCUUUUACUGCUGUUGUGUUUUUGUUUUUUGUUUUUUUUUUUUUGACAAAAAUGGUUUUAGUAAACUUUUUUGGAAUUAUUUAUCGUGAAGAAUUAUUCACACUCUUGACUGCACAACACUUGAGAUAAACAAACAAGUCACUUCUCUAAACGGCACUACGUUCAUUCUUUUUGCUUUUUUAUUUUCAUGGAGGAUAGUACUGUCCUGAUAGUACUGAUAGCGUAGUAUGUACUGUGCAGCACCUUAUUCACCGUUUGUAGCAUGAGAUUUCUAUUAAAUAAAAAUAGCAAGAGUAUUAUUAAUGAGCAAGAAAGUGAUAAAGUCAGUGUCUUCAGUAACAUUUUCUCAGAUGAGAAGUGUAAAAUGGAAACAAUAAAAAUAAAAUGUAAAGUUAAAACGAAAUAAUUUAGACUCAAAAGGACAAAUACUGUAAAAUUAUGUAAAUGUCACUCCUUGUGUUUUAUUUUUGUUUCUUUUUCAAUGUUUGUUUGUAUUUUGUGUAGAAUAGUGUAUAAUAGGCAAAAAAAAAUAGCAGUGUUAUUCUGUGAAUUGUAAUUUAAAGAAAAAAAACAAGCCAUGCAUGGUUCAACAAGAGAAACUGAUGUGUCGCUAAUGCUAGAGUUUAAGGGAGGCUCUUUUACGUUGGAAUUUGACGUUCAGAGUUUUUUUUUUUUUUUUUUUUUUUUGCUUCGAUUACAUUAUUUUGUGUUUUUAAUCUGCAUGGACUUGAAACAUGUUUAGGAAGAUGUAAUCAGUUCACCCUCCUUGCACUCGUGAAGCCUUAGAAAGCAUUGGUUCUAUUGCACUUCUCUAUGAAAAACAGAAGUCAGGUUCCCAAACUCACACAAGCUCAACAUCCCCCAUUGCUGCCAGUGCCAUUUUAGGUCAACGUGGGGAUUGGACUAGGAAUUCAUCCAAACAAUGAACUCUUAUUGCUUCUGUACCCACCACUUAAACAGUAUGUAUACACAUCUUGCAAUAAAAUGCUCUUAUGAAGCAAUUAGAAAGAAA